This is a messenger RNA of Aspergillus heteromorphus CBS 117.55, 1035 nucleotides long. RefSeq lists its product as uncharacterized. The record is from RefSeq and is a predicted model, not a curated record. The transcript has 2 exons. Lineage: Eukaryota; Fungi; Ascomycota; Eurotiomycetes; Eurotiales; Aspergillaceae. The annotation marks the transcript as partial.
GAGCCCUUCCCCGAGUACUGGCAAUCGUGCGAGACCCAGGACGCCCACGUGGACGAGCAGCUCGAGCAGGCCUACCGAUACGCCAUCUCCAAGGUCUGCGAGGAAGUGAUCCGCUUUCGCGACCUCGACGCGAGUGUGACCUCCCCUCUGCCGUUCGCCAUGGAUAGCCUCAACCCCAGUCCCAGCACCCCCGCAACGACCGACGGCAAUGUCGACAGCAACAACAGAGACACCGACACCCCCGUUCCUCCCACGACCCAGCCAGAGGCCCCGAUGCCCCAGCCCCAGCUCUUCGACGUCCCGGCCGCCUAUCCCACUCACGAGCGCGAAUGCUCGGAGGAAUGGAAGCAGGAGACCCUCGCGGACGUCAAGCGUCUGAUCCUGUCGGACAAAUUGAAAACCGAUACCAAGCGUCGCUUCAUCGCCAUGUGCAAUCUGAUCCUGCGCAUCGAAUACCUCCUCUUCCGUCGUCAUCCGGUCCCCGUCGAUCCGGUCACCUCGUUGAGCACCGAGGAAGUCGAGGAGGUGUUCUACCACGCCACCGAAUUGAUCAAGUACGUCACCAUCAUCGACAACAUCCUGACCCAGGAGUACGCCUGGGCCCAACGCGUGCAGUAUUCGGUCGCGUUUAUUGCCAGCGACACGAGGUUCAAUGUCGUGAUGCGCUUCAAGAAUAUGUCUGAGGUUAUUAUCAGACAUCUCAAAAAGCCCCGACCAACCGAACAACAGCUCCUCACCCUCGUCCUCGACUUCUACGACACCUUCAUGUACCGAGACUACCUCAAAACGCACCCCAAGCCCGUCGAAAUAGAGGCCUACUGGGACCCGACCCGCGAGCAGCUCACUGCUUACCUCGCCCAGAUCUGGAACACCAUCAACCACUCCAUCGAGAUGUAUGACGCCAUCGUGCAGGUCAACUCCGAUCUGAAGGAGACGUAUGUCGGCCCAGCGUUCCGCGAUAUGGAAGAAGCCCCGCGCAUCUGGCGCGAUGUGCUGGUGGGGCAUUAUUUGGAGCAGGAGCGCGCAAGACUGAGG